Molecule: messenger RNA, 600 nt
Organism: Nematocida major
Lineage: Eukaryota; Fungi; Microsporidia
Product: transcription initiation factor TFIID subunit 8
Exons: 1
Coding region: 1-600 (199 amino acids)
Biological process (GO): transcription initiation at RNA polymerase II promoter
Cellular component (GO): transcription factor TFIID complex
Molecular function (GO): protein heterodimerization activity
Source: RefSeq, a predicted model, not a curated record
AUGGAAAGUAUAAAGAAGACACUGCAGGCCGUAAUUUCCGCCCUGCUGAAAGAGGAGGGGUUUGAAAAAAUUGAAGCACGGGCAAUGGAGUCUCUUUCCACAGCCUUUUUCAACUACGCCAUAUACACGAGCAGUCGGCUGAAGCGGCAGUGCGAAAUGAGCCGGAGGACGCUGCCCACCCUUGUGGACGCUGCAAUUAUGGUGCAGGAGAUGUCUAACCAGAGAGAAAAGCAGAAAAAAGACGAGGGCUGGAAGAUAGAAGGCAUAGAGCUGGAAACGCUGAGCGAAACCCUAAACAAGUACAACGAAAACAGCACAAACCCUGUGCAGGUAAACAUGGAGGACUCGUUUGAGGAAGAGAAGGAGUUUGCAAGCGAGGCAUGCGCCUACGUUGAGUAUCCGCAGAACUACUACGAGUUCCUUCCAAAGUUCCCGCCCGCGCACACGUUCAAAACCAGCACAAUAAAGAGAAAGAUAACCGACGACAGAGCGCAGAAGGCUCGCCUGCGGAACGAGCAGACAAAAAAGGUGGUUGAAAACCUGUUUUCUAUAAUGGAAAAGAGCGGAAAAACCCCCAAAUACGCGAACUAUCUUAUGUAA